This is a messenger RNA of Brettanomyces nanus, 1245 nucleotides long. RefSeq lists its product as uncharacterized. NCBI's taxonomy places the organism in Eukaryota, Fungi, Ascomycota, Pichiomycetes, Pichiales, Pichiaceae. The coding region runs from base 1 to 1245 and encodes 414 amino acids. The transcript has a single exon. The record is from RefSeq and is a predicted model, not a curated record.
AUGAGUAGUCACAAAUCUAUAGGAUUGGUGAAAAUUAGCAGAAAGGAUUCGCUUAUUAUAGAUUUAUUGCCGUCGAAUGAACUUCGUUCAAGUAUUGUGAGAAACCUCAUCUCUGCCUUUGGUCUUGAUGACCAAGCGCGAAUUCCUGGAGUGGAGCUCAUCUCCUACUCACGUUCUACAAUUGAUGAAAUAGCCUCUUUUCAUGACCGAGAUUAUGCGCAGGUUUUGUUGGAAAAAAGAGAUUGGUCGACUUAUAUCAGUGAUAUUUCGAGAAAUCAACCAUUAAUUGUUGAAAAAUUGAAGGCUCUUGGCAAAUCGCUAAACGAAGAAACCAGUGAUGUAGAUGGUGACGGCAAUAGUUCCAGUAGCCUUUCAAAAUACUGCCUUGAAUUCGAUUGUCCUGUUUUCCCAUUCUUAGAUGAAUAUGUUAAAAUCACUGCUGGAACAACUAUUGCUUCUGUCCAGUGGCUACUAAAGCAGACCUGUGAAGGACCGAUCGCCAUUAAUUGGACUGGUGGAAGGCAUCAUACGCAUAGAGAUAGGGCCUCCGGAUUUUGCUACGUCAAUGAUAUCGUGAUAGGUAUUUUAAGGCUCAGAAGUAAGUUCAGUAAAGUUAUGUACAUAGAUAUGGAUAUUCACCACGGAGACGGAGUGGCCAGUGCUUUCAAGUACACAAAUAAGGUUCUUACAUGUUCUAUUCAUCGUUUCGAGGUGGGCUUCUUUCCAGGUACGGGCCAAAAGCCAAGAGACGGAUUGGGAAAGGGCCAAGGUUAUGAGAUAAACGUUCCUACAAUGAAAGGACUCAACAAUUCUUCACUACAUUGGAUAGUUGAAAAUAUUGUUCUAACGCUAGUCGAUGAAUUCAGACCGUCAGCAGUAGUCCUUCAAUGCGGAGGAGACGGACUCUGUACAGACUCUAAUUUCAGUGAAUGGAAUUUAACUUUAAAAGGUUACUCUGAUGCAGUAAUCACGAUACUCAAACAUAUCAAGGUUCCCGCAUUGUUAUUGGGUGGCGGUGGGUACAAUAACGUUGAGACAUCCAAGCUUUGGUGUCUUAUUACAGGAGAGCUUCUAAUUGGAAAGGACAAAUGUAUGGAAUGGGAUAUGCUUCCCGAUUCAGUGGACUUCGAAUUAAUAGGAUCAGAUGAAAUCACAUUUUGGCAGAAUGACAAAGUGAAAAAUAUCAAGGAUAGGAAUACUUCUGGGUACUUAAAGUCAUUAAGAGAGCAGAUUUUUUCUCGUUGA